CUUGAAUUGCCUUGCCUAGUUUUUGAUUGUCGAAUGACCUUAUGUAGGCACAUUAUUCAUUCGAACCAAGGGCGCUUGUGAACUCUAUCAGCACGUCCUACAGCAUUUCGCGUCGGUACACGUCGACCACACGGUCCACCCUCUGAACAGCGAAUUCCGCGUAGUGAAUGAGGAGAGGGAUGUCCUUCAACUCACAGAGUUCCAGUAACAAUAAUGCUGAAGUCGUUGACGACAGCUUGUCUUCAAAGGCACCUGAAGAUAUUAUCGGCAAAAUAUCCGAUUUGAUGAAGGAGGUUCUAGUUCCGGCAAAACGUAUUGGAGCCAUAGUUGAACUACACAAGCUGGAGAACAGUAUCCCGGAGUUUGGGCAUGCGCUAUACUCUCGUCCCGCUGUACUUUCUGCAAUACUGCUCAUUGUUGUGCAAAACUAUCCGCAGCUAGCUGUGCCACUUUCCUCUGAGCUAAAAGAAGUAAUAUGUGCUAUUGCUGGUUUACUGCAAAAGAUUGUCCGCGAUCACAUGAUUCGGUCAGAUUUUAUUGCCUCUGGCUCUCUACUCUAUCUCCUACCAUAUAUGGACCUACGCGAAUCCACUCCAGAAGCAGAGGAGAUGCGCCUCAGUUUGCUUAAUUUAUAUUUGACCACCGUGAAUUAUGCGUCUGCAGAAGAUAUAGAGAUGCACCUACUCUAUGUCCCAACGGACUGGGAGACUAAAACAUGGGAUGCUGUAAUUGAUACGAAGUAUAACCUACUAGACAGCGCAAUAACCACCCUGACCAGCUGUAUCUCGAUGGUCGGGAAGCAGAUUGCAGUGAACUUGUGUUAUCGUCUUCUCACGGACAAAGUGAUUGCAAGACUCUCAGAGGACACCCAUCGUUGCACUUCAUUGCUAUCGAGUCUCAAAGGUAUUGUGUGUCACGUGGUGCAGACACUCUACGUUGCUCGUUCUCAGUGCACGGCUUCAGGCAAGUAUCACAAAGCCGAAAUGGUGAAUUGGGUACGAGAGAAUUCCAGCUUGGACGGGGCCAGGCGGUUACUAUGUCUGGUGUUGAAGUGUUACCACCGAAUCGCUGAUGAUGAGCGUAUGAGGUACUCGCUGACUGCCUGUCUGCCAGAUGAACUGAAGGUCUAUAUACCUUGCUUUGGAGACAAAGAAUUGGGCUACUGGUUGAAAACACUGCAGUCACGCCUGGGUUAUACGGUGGAAAAAGCAGGUGCUCGACCUUUGCUCACAGGACACUGACUGAUGAAACAGCAACUGGCAAGGUCCGGUAACAUAUCUACCGACGCUCUCAUAGCAUCUUUUGCCUGAUGUCGAAAAUAAACAUUACUUGAAAGGAACUUAU
Dicrocoelium dendriticum is the source of this 1344-nucleotide messenger RNA. The record is from the annotation of a GenBank genome assembly. Lineage: Eukaryota; Metazoa; Platyhelminthes; Trematoda; Plagiorchiida; Dicrocoeliidae.